Patella vulgata (common limpet) is the source of this 1537-nucleotide messenger RNA. Its product is annotated as ribitol 5-phosphate transferase FKRP. The transcript is spliced from 2 exons. Gene Ontology annotation, cellular component: Golgi apparatus. Lineage: Eukaryota; Metazoa; Mollusca; Gastropoda; Patellidae. Bases 68 to 1537 code for a protein of 489 amino acids. Gene Ontology annotation, biological process: protein O-linked glycosylation via mannose. The record is from RefSeq and is a predicted model, not a curated record.
GCCUAAACAAAAGUAGACAAGAAAGUGAGAAACCUGGUCAUGCAGAAGUUGCUUUAAAUUAGAAGAUAUGAGAAUAAACAAGUGUAAAGUGUAUAUUAUAUCAGCCCUGCUGUUAAACUUGUUUAUGAUAAUAUAUUUUGUUAUACUACAACAUAAAGACUUAAAAAUGAUUCCAGAUAAUAUUCAAAGGCUGACUAGGCAAGAACUAACAGUAAUCAUACGUGAACAUGAAGAAUUUGAAAAUAAUUUGGAAAAUACAAUUAACAAACUAUAUGCAUUGUCUGAUAGAAUGGAUAUUGUUGUCAUCAGUGAUAAAAUACCAUAUCCACCAAUAAAACAUACUCCAUCUGAUAGAAUUACGUUUAUUUCUCUUGAACCAACCAUAAAAAAAUCUAUACUAACAACAAGACCGGAAAGAUUUAUUAGGUCAGAUUUCAUGUUAUUUUUGCCUGAUUCUACGUCAAUGUCAAGCUGGUACGAUAUUCAACAGGCUAUAGAUUUAUUAAUCAAAUCUCCUAAAUUGUAUUCUGCCAUAGUCCUACCAGUUUCACCUUCCCAAGUAAAUUGUCAAAAACUGAAAUUUGAUGUCAAGAAAUGGACUGUGAUAUACACUGAUAGUGAAUCAAAAUGUGAUAUGGUAAUAGGUAAUCACGGAAUACUCACUAAAACAGAAAAUAUUUUAGAAUUUACUGAUCCUUUUAUCAGACCUCUGCAUCUUUCCUUCUAUAUACAAAAUUCUUUGAAUGAUUACCCUGUGCUUAUUUAUGAUAAAACUGUGCUUAGUUCUUUAAGGAUGUUAUUCAGUGAACCACAUAAUAGCUGGAAGCAUAAGAAACUUGAAGAUCAAAGACGACAAAAUCUGUUUAAAAAUCUUGGUAUUAAAUUAAUUAAGCAUUCAAAUGGUCACGAGGAAUGGUUUGGUUGUUCAAAACAUACAGCUAGAUGUUUCGACACAGUUGUUAAUGACAUGCCAGAAUAUUUAUAUUUAGGAAGAUGGACACCUCCAUGCUGUCAUAAAGCAUUAAAAGAAACUGUGCACCAUGUGUUUAAAAUCUUAUCGGACUGUGGAGCUAGAUUUUGGUUAGAAGGGGGAAGUUUACUUGGUGCCGCAAGAGAAGGGGAUAUUAUACCCUGGGAUUAUGAUGUUGAUAUUGGUAUAUACAAAGAUGACUUGUCAAAAUGUGAACAAUUUAAAAUAGAUGCUAAAAAUGCCAUAAUUGAUGAAGAUGGCUUUGUGUGGGAGAAAGCUGUUGAGGGUGAAUUUUAUCGUGUGCAGUAUAGUGAAUCAAACAGACUCCAUGUUGAUAUUUUCCCAUUUUAUUCUAAGAAUGGCACUAUGACUAAAAAUACAUGGAUGAAAACUCAUAGACAAGAUACCGAAUUUCCUGAAAGUUUUUUAAAACCUUUAACAAAAAUCCAAUUUGUAGGUUUAGAUGCUCCAGCUCCGAACAAUGUCAAAAAAUUCUUAGAAUAUAAAUUUGGUAAAGGUGUUAUUGAAAACCCUAAAUAUCCAAAUUCUCAAGAUCCACACAGCUAG